Tripterygium wilfordii is the source of this 1650-nucleotide messenger RNA. RefSeq names its product APO protein 2, chloroplastic. The transcript is spliced from 4 exons. Gene Ontology annotation, molecular function: RNA binding. The record is from RefSeq and is a predicted model, not a curated record. The coding region runs from base 184 to 1497 and encodes 437 amino acids. Lineage: Eukaryota; Viridiplantae; Streptophyta; Magnoliopsida; Celastrales; Celastraceae.
GUCGCAUCUCGCUCUCUCGAUAUCUCCAUUUUAUCUCUCACGCGUUCUUCAAAACCGGAGAACAAAAAAUCUGACUUUAUUCUUCUGCUCCACAAAUCGCAAGCUAUUAUCGAAGUUUUCUCUGUAAUUUUGACUCUGCUUCAGGAGCAGAGUCUGGGGUCCUACGACGUCUUAUAUGGUUAAAUGGAUUUGCUGCAUGGUAAACUGGUGGUUUUACCAUUCAAAGCGGGGCAUUUCAUGGUUUCAUGCCAGAGAAGAUCAGAGUUAUUGAAACCCAACUUGUACCAAGGUCUCAGUUUAUGUGAUUCCUUAAAGCACAGCUGCAGUCAAAUUGAACUUCCAGUGAAGUCUGAGACUCCAUCAUGGAGGAUUCGUCAAUCUCAUGCAUUGGUCAUCAGCAGCAAUUAUCCUCAAAAUGCCGAUUUCCCUCGGCAUUAUUCAAAGAAGGAGAAGAAACCAUUUCCAAUACCUAUAGUGGAACUAAGACGAGCUGCUAGGGCCAAGCUUAAGAAACAGAAAGGCCAACGUAGGAAUCUCCCACCCUCAAACAGUGGGUUGGUUAUUAAAAGAUUGAUACCAGUUGCAUAUGAUGUCUUUAAUGCAAGGAUUACAUUAAUCAACAAUAUUAAGAAACUCUUGAAAGUGGUGCGCGUGCAUGCUUGUGGGUGGUGUAAUGAAAUCCAUGUGGGACCUAUUGGACAUCCAUUCAAGUCAUGCAGAGGCAAAGAUGCCAACUUCCGCAAGGGGCGUCAUGAGUGGACGAAUGCAACUGUGGAGGACGUAUUGUUGCCUGUUGACGCAUUCCACCUUUAUGACCGUCUUGGCAAGCGUAUUCCUCACCAGGAGAGAUUUUCGAUCCCUCGAAUUCCUGCUGUGAUGGAACUUUGCAUCCAAGCUGGUGUUGACAUACCUGAAUUUCCCACAAAAAGGAGAAGAAAGCCUAUAAUUCGCAUCUCCAAAAGUGAAUUCAUUGAUGCGGACGAAAGUGAGCUGCCAGACCCAGUUCCAGAACUUCCGCCAAAGCCUAUAUUAAGUGAGAUACCUGAUUCAGAAAUAGUGGUACCAUCUAGUGAAGAAGAAAUAUCCAUGCUUGCUGAGGAAACACUCGAAGCAUGGGAUCAGAUGAGGGACGGAGCCAGGAGACUAAUGAGAAUGUACCCAGUUAGGGUUUGUGGGUAUUGCCCGGAGGUUCAUGUUGGAAAAUCCGGACAUAAGGCACAAAACUGUGGAGCUCACAAGCACCAGCAGCGAAAUGGGCAGCACGGGUGGCAGGCAGCAGUGCUUAAUGACCUGAUACCACCGCGAUUUGUAUGGCAUGUGCCCGAUGUGAAUGGGCCGCCUUUGGAACAGGAAUUAAGAAACUUCUACGGGCAAGCUCCUGUUGUCGUGGAAAUUUGUGUGCAGGCUGGUGCAGCUGCACCUGAUCAUUAUAAACCAACUAUGAGGCUGGAUAUUGGGAUACCUUCUAGUUUAAAAGAAGCUGAAAUGGUUGUUUGAGGUAUUCUUUGUCCUCCUUUUAAACAGCUUCUGAUGUGUAUUUAAAAUUUUAGGAACAAAGAGAGAAUGAAAUCUUGCAUUAAGUCAUAGGUGCUUGGGCAAACCUCACUCCUUUUCAUGUUUUAUAUCUCCAGUUAUCGGUUUCCAGUUGGG